UUCGCUUGCAUAAUUAUGCCAACGUUUUGUUUAUAUAAUCAAUGUACAUUUAAGUCUCCAAACAAGCCCCUACAAACACAGCUAAAACCAGAUUUUGAUUUACAAAAACAACAACCAAAAGGUGACGCUAAAGACUUAACAGACGGAAACGUUCAGAAAUACCAUGAUUGGUUUGUAAUACCUUCUAUGGUGCGACCAGAUACAAGUAACAAAGCACAGUCGAACAGAGAAAAAUGGAAAAAAGGAAAUCUCGCGGAGAACAAUUCAAUGAAUGACAGUGGACAUCGAGAACAAAAAGACGUAAAACAACUACAACAAAGUCUGACCGAAUGUGGCCGUGAGCUGGAAAAAGAAAAGGCGGACAGAAGAAAAGCUAUUGAACGUUUCAAUGAUCUGAAAGAACAAUUUAAUAAAUUGCAGACAGACAAGAAUGAACUGCAGAUGAGAUUAAGCAAAAUUGCCGGAGACAAGCUAAGAGAUAACAAUCCUGCAAUAGCAGACCUUAGUGAUCCUAACAGACCAACAAAGAUCGGUGAAAUGUACAGCGAAGUGUACGACAAUGAAUGGACAGAUGCUUUUGAAGCUCUCAAUGAUGCAGGUUAUGAUGAAAGGGAAGCAGUUGAUACACUUCGUCUGACCCUUCUGAAUAUAAUUCAGUUCUGCAGCAAGAAAUCAGAGUCAUUGCUUGAAAGGACAGAAGAAGCUGUCAAUAUCUUGUUCGAAGAGUAUAAAGCAACUCAACAAAUGAAAAUUAAAAGACACUUGACAAUGCCUAAGAAAGCUUCAGAGCGAUGGGGCAAACUAGUUCGCGGACAAACUUUUGAUCUUGAUGAUAUAUCGCUUCAAAACAAAUGGAAACCAAAAGACCAAAGUGAUGCGAAGAAGAAUAAAUUGCAUAAAACAAUUGUUGAGCCAAACACAUCAGGGGAAGUCAUAGCAAACCAGUUGAAGAAAUUUAGAAAAGAAGUUUCUGUGUCUAUGGUGCCUCUUGUUGAAAAGGCAUAUAUAUCCGCCAGCUGGAAUGAAGAAUGUAUAAACGAUUUAAAACCGUUUAUCCGGAAAUGUCUACUGAUUGGGUGGAUGAUGGUUGUUCAAUCACCACCAAUGACCUUGGAAGAUCUAAAACCAAAUGAAGAGUUCAGAAAAGAAAUUUAUAAGUCGUACACAAAAAGUGGGUCAUAUAUUGAUUAUGUUGUUUGGCCGGCUUUACUUCUGAAUCAAGAUGGACCUGUUGUCGGAAAAGGCGUGGCUCAAGGAAAGAAAAAUAAUUAGCACGGUGUUUAAAAACUUUCAUCACUUGACUGGAAAAGUUUCCUUAUAUAUUUUUAUAGAUGAUACAUGAAUUUCCGUUAAAUGGAAUUAUUACAAAAUGCUUGCAGAAGUAUAUUUGAUGUUUGCUUUUCAGAUCUGUUUGCACUUUGACCAUUUUUAAAUUUAAAUUCAUAGCAUCUCUCUUGAAGGCAAAACAAACAAACUGUUAUAUUUAUUUGCUUGCAUGUGAACAUGGAUAUUCCUGUUCACAUCAUCAUUCAGGAGCCAAUAUUACUAUCAUUUAACUGUUUUAGAUAUACUUUCUUACAUCGUUCGAUGAUGAUAUUGUCCUAUUUCUUAUCGUGAAAUCUUGUUUUCAUGCAUGUUGUUAGACUGAAAGAUCAUUGAAAUCACCCUUUCCAAUGAAUAUGAUAAACAAGAUCAACAAGGAACUAUAAUGUUAUGCAACUCAUUUUUAUUACUGUAUCUUUUCAUAUUAAUAUAACAUUUAUUUAUCUUAUCUCGUCACAUUUUAAAACAGAGCAGGUAAAGAAAUAUUAAAAAAUGCCUACAAUGUGAAGUACCUCCAACACAAAAUACUUACCACUUGAUUCGAAAUGCUUGAGACAUAGUGAUUGAGUCAUAAUGCUUAAGCCAAAGUCCUUUAGUAAUUGAGACAUUAUGAUUUAAUACUUGAAUCAUCUUUAGUUAUUGAGACAUUAUGAUUCAAAACUUGAGUCAUUGUUCUUCAUAGUGCUUAAGUGCUUGAGUCAUUGUGUUUUAGUGCUUGAAUCAUAAUGCUUAAGUGCUUGAAUAAUUGUGAUUAAGUGCUUGAAUCAUAGUGUCAUAGUACUAAGUCUACACUCAUAUUCUUACAACAAUAUAGUCUUCCAAAGGUAUACCUAAGUAAAUUUAACAACCUAUGCUACAGAUAUGUAUCGAGUCAUAUAGCUAAAACAAUCUCACAUACGAUCAUGUUAAAUUACCAACGAAAGUUGCCAAUUAUUCAACAAAAUAUCUCAUUUCUAGCCUUAUUAACUUCUACCGGAUUAAUAUCAAACAACUCAACAUACUAGCCCACCUUAUCAAGUACUUGGUCGCUGAUAUAGUUGUCAUAUGCCAUGUAAAGUAGAAAUAAACAGGGAAAUAAAAGAGACGGACCGAAUUAUUUAUGUGAUAGGAACUUCUGGUUCAACCCUUUUUGUCAAAAAAUGUAUUUUUCUUAUUUCUGUUAUUUUAUAAUGUACAAUCCAUGUAAAAUAGAAAGGAAUAAACUAUGUGUUAACUUAAGUA
Messenger RNA from Ruditapes philippinarum (Manila clam), 2544 nucleotides. RefSeq lists its product as uncharacterized. Gene Ontology annotation, cellular component: mitochondrial outer membrane. NCBI's taxonomy places the organism in Eukaryota, Metazoa, Mollusca, Bivalvia, Venerida, Veneridae. Bases 16 to 1272 code for a protein of 418 amino acids. Gene Ontology annotation, biological process: mitochondrial protein catabolic process; mitophagy by internal vacuole formation. The record is from RefSeq and is a predicted model, not a curated record. The transcript has 9 exons.